AUGCCUGCCAUUCGCGGUCAAGACUCGAAGAAGAAGACUCGCCGUCACACGCGCGAUCUCGAUCAGAUCCACGACGACAUUCACAAGGAGAAGCAUUUGGAGAAGUACAAGAGCACAAAGGCUGCAGAAGACCUGCCUGGCCUGGGACAAUUCUACUGCGUAGAGUGCGCCAAAUGGUUCGAGUCUGAAGCAAACUUGACCGCACACUCCAAGGGCAAGCCUCACAAGCGCAGAGUUCGUGCGCUCAAGGAGAAGCCUUACUCGCAGAAGGAAGCCGAUGCUGCCGCUGGUCUGACCUGGACAGACAACGGCAAGCCCAAGGUCGACGACCACGAGCUCGAGAUGGCCGAGGCUACCUGA
This is a messenger RNA of Aureobasidium namibiae CBS 147.97, 360 nucleotides long. RefSeq lists its product as uncharacterized. Gene Ontology annotation, molecular function: nucleic acid binding; zinc ion binding. NCBI's taxonomy places the organism in Eukaryota, Fungi, Ascomycota, Dothideomycetes, Dothideales, Saccotheciaceae. The transcript has 2 exons. The record is from RefSeq and is a predicted model, not a curated record. Bases 1 to 360 code for a protein of 119 amino acids.